Heteronotia binoei (common prickly gecko) is the source of this 900-nucleotide messenger RNA. RefSeq names its product vomeronasal type-2 receptor 26-like. Gene Ontology annotation, cellular component: membrane. Gene Ontology annotation, molecular function: G protein-coupled receptor activity. The coding region runs from base 1 to 900 and encodes 299 amino acids. The record is from RefSeq and is a predicted model, not a curated record. Gene Ontology annotation, biological process: G protein-coupled receptor signaling pathway. Lineage: Eukaryota; Metazoa; Chordata; Lepidosauria; Squamata; Gekkonidae. The transcript has a single exon.
AUGAGUGACUGUUUUACAUGCCCAAGAGAACAGUAUCCAAAUAAGAACCAGAAUGCCUGCAUUCCCAAGGUGGUCAGUUUUUUGUCUUAUGAAGAACCUUUGGGUAUUGGCUUAGCUCUUAGUAUUCUUUCUUUUUCACUCAUCACACUCCUCAUCCUAGGACUGUUUGCAAAGCACCAUGAUACUCCCAUUGUCAAAGCCAACAACAGAAGUCUCACCUAUACUCUUCUCAUCUCGCUCCUUCUCUGCUUCCUUUGUGCCUUAUUAUUCAUUGGCCAACCUAAAAUGGUGACCUGUCUCCUACGACAAACUGCUUUUGGCAUUAUUUUCUCAGUGGCUGUUUCCUCCGUCUUGGCUAAAACGAUCACUGUGGUUCUGGCUUUUCUGGCCACUAAGCCAGGAUCCAGCAUGAGGAAGUGGGUGGGGAAAAGGCUGGCCACCUCCAUUGUCCUUUCUUGUACCCUUAUUCAGGCAGGCAUUUGUGUUGCAUGGCUGAUAGCCACUCCCCCAUUUCCAGACAUUGAUACAGAGUCAGUGGCUGAAGAAAUUAUACUGGAAUGUAAUGAGGGCUCCACCACCAUGUUUUAUUGUGUCCUGGGCUACAUGGGCCUCCUGGCCAUUGCCAGCUUUGCUGUUGCUUUCUCAGCUAGGAAGUUACCUGACAGUUUCAAUGAAGCCAAGUUCAUCACGUUCAGCAUGCUGGUCUUUGGCAGUGUUUGGCUGUCCUUUGUUCCAACCUACUCGAGCACUAAAGGGAAAUACAUGGUGGCUGUGGAGAUCUUCUCCAUCUUAGCCUCCAGUGCUGGGCUGUUGGGCUGCAUCUUUCUCCCCAAAUGCUACAUUAUUGUUCUGAAGACAGAGUUCAACAACAGAGAACAACUUAUAAGAAGGAAACUCUAA